AUGAGGCGGAAGGAGAAGCGGCUUCUUCAGGCGGUGGCGCUGGUGCUGGCGGCCCUGGUCCUUCUGCCCAACGUGGGGCUCUGGGCGCUGUACCGUGAGCGGCAGCCCGACGGCACCCCCGGGGGAUCGGGGGCGGCGGUGGUCCCGGCGGCCGGACUGGGCUCCCACAAUCAGCAGAAGAAGAUAUUUUUCGUGGGAGAUGGGCAAAAGCUGAAGGAUUGGCAUGACAAAGAAGCCAUCAGGAGGGACGCCCAGCGCGUAGGAAAUGGAGAACAAGGGAGACCUUACCCCAUGACCGACGCUGAGAGAGUGGAUCAGGCGUACCGAGAAAAUGGAUUUAACAUUUACGUCAGUGAUAAAAUCUCCCUGAAUCGCUCUGUCCCUGAUAUUCGGCACCCAAACUGCAAUGGCAAACGCUACCUGGAGACACUCCCCAACACCAGCAUCAUCAUCCCCUUCCACAACGAGGGCUGGUCCUCCCUCCUCCGCACCGUCCACAGCGUGCUGAACCGCUCGCCCCCGGAGCUGAUCGCCGAGAUUGUGCUGGUUGAUGACUUCAGCGAUCGAGAGCACCUGAAGAAGCCACUCGAAGACUACAUGGCCCUUUUCCCCAGUGUGAGGAUUCUUCGAACCAAGAAACGGGAGGGGCUGAUAAGGACCCGGAUGCUGGGGGCCUCAGCAGCAACUGGGGAUGUCAUCACGUUCUUAGACUCGCACUGUGAAGCCAAUGUCAACUGGCUCCCCCCCUUGCUCGACCGCAUCGCUCGGAACCGCAAGACCAUCGUGUGCCCGAUGAUUGACGUGAUUGACCACGAUGACUUUCGGUACGAAACACAGGCAGGGGAUGCCAUGCGGGGCGCCUUUGACUGGGAGAUGUACUAUAAGCGGAUCCCAAUUCCUCCAGAACUGCAGAAAGCUGACCCCAGUGACCCAUUUGAGUCUCCCGUGAUGGCCGGUGGACUGUUCGCUGUGGAUCGGAAAUGGUUCUGGGAGCUGGGCGGGUACGACCCAGGCCUGGAGAUCUGGGGAGGGGAGCAGUAUGAAAUCUCAUUCAAGGUGUGGAUGUGUGGGGGCCGCAUGGAGGACAUCCCCUGCUCCAGGGUGGGCCAUAUCUACCGGAAGUAUGUACCCUACAAGGUUCCCGCCGGAGUCAGCCUGGCCCGGAACCUGAAGCGAGUGGCGGAAGUGUGGAUGGAUGAGUAUGCCGAGCACAUUUACCAGCGCCGGCCCGAGUACCGCCACCUCUCUGCUGGGGACGUCGCCGCCCAGAAGAAGCUGCGCAGCUCCCUUAACUGCAAGAGUUUCAAGUGGUUUAUGACCAAGAUUGCUUGGGACCUGCCCAAAUUCUACCCGCCCGUGGAGCCCCCCGCCGCAGCUUGGGGGGAGAUCCACAAUGUGGGCACAGGGCUGUGUGCCGACACGAAGCAUGGGGCCCUGGGCUCCCCGCUGAGGCUGGAGAGCUGCGUCCGGGGCCGCGGGGAGGCUGCCUGGAACAACAUGCAGGUGUUCACCUUCACCUGGAGAGAGGACAUCCGGCCCGGAGACCCCCAGCACACCAAGAAGUUCUGCUUUGACGCCAUCUCCCACACCAGCCCUGUCACCCUCUAUGACUGCCACAGCAUGAAGGGCAACCAGCUGUGGAAGUACCGCCAAGACAAGACCCUGUACCACCCGGUCAGCGGCAGUUGCAUGGACUGCAGUGAGAGCGACCACCGGAUCUUCAUGAACACCUGUAACCCCUCUUCUCUCACCCAGCAAUGGCUGUUCGAACACACCAACUCGACAGUCUUGGAAAAAUUUAACAGGAACUGAGCUCUCACGUGUCCUCAGCAGGCCUGGCCCCGCUGCAGACUUCCUCUCCGAGGGAGGCAGGGCUUCUGUGGGCGCCGUGAUGUGAGAGGUGCUGGCCCGCCGGUCUAGG
This is a messenger RNA of Neomonachus schauinslandi (Hawaiian monk seal), 1921 nucleotides long. It is a transcript of the gene GALNT10, whose product is annotated as polypeptide N-acetylgalactosaminyltransferase 10. The transcript is spliced from 12 exons. Bases 1 to 1812 code for a protein of 603 amino acids. The record is from RefSeq and is a predicted model, not a curated record. Gene Ontology annotation, cellular component: Golgi apparatus. NCBI's taxonomy places the organism in Eukaryota, Metazoa, Chordata, Mammalia, Carnivora, Phocidae.